Messenger RNA from Piliocolobus tephrosceles (Ugandan red Colobus), 2030 nucleotides. RefSeq names its product SHOX homeobox 2 (gene SHOX2). Gene Ontology annotation, molecular function: DNA-binding transcription factor activity, RNA polymerase II-specific; sequence-specific double-stranded DNA binding. The transcript is spliced from 6 exons. Lineage: Eukaryota; Metazoa; Chordata; Mammalia; Primates; Cercopithecidae. Gene Ontology annotation, cellular component: nucleus. Gene Ontology annotation, biological process: regulation of transcription by RNA polymerase II. The record is from RefSeq and is a predicted model, not a curated record. The coding region runs from base 141 to 1211 and encodes 356 amino acids.
CCUCCUCCCUCUCCUCCCCCACCUCCUGUCCCAUUGAUGUGUUAUUACUGGGGGGGGCUGGAGCAGUAAAAAAAGAAGAAGGAAAAAAAGAGCGGGGCUCGGCUGGCAGAGGUUGAGCGCCGGGUUGACGUGCGGCGGCGAUGGAAGAACUUACGGCGUUCGUCUCCAAGUCUUUUGACCAGAAAGUGAAGGAGAAGAAGGAGGCGAUCACGUACCGGGAGGUGCUGGAGAGCGGGCCGCUGCGCGGGGCCAAGGAGCCGACCGGCUGCACCGAGGCGGGCCGCGACGACCGUGGCAGCCCGGCAGUCCGGGCGGCCGGCGGAGGCGGCGGCGGAGGAGGCGGAGGCGGAGGCGGAGGAGGCGGAGGAGGUGUAGGAGGAGGAGGAGGAGCAGGCGGAGGAGCUGGAGGAGGGCGCUCUCCCGUCCGGGAGCUGGACAUGGGCGCUGCCGAGAGAAGCAGGGAGCCGGGCAGCCCGCGACUGACGGAGGGUAGAAGGAAGCCAACGAAAGCUAGGGUCCAGGCUACGCUGCUUCUCCCCGGCGAGGCGUUUCGGUUUCUUGUGUCCCCGGAGCUGAAAGAUCGUAAAGAGGAUGCGAAAGGGAUGGAGGACGAAGGCCAGACCAAAAUCAAGCAGAGGCGAAGUCGGACCAAUUUCACCCUGGAACAACUCAAUGAGCUGGAGAGGCUUUUUGACGAGACCCACUAUCCGGACGCCUUCAUGCGAGAGGAACUGAGCCAGCGACUGGGCCUGUCGGAGGCCCGAGUGCAGGUUUGGUUUCAAAAUCGAAGAGCUAAAUGUAGAAAACAAGAAAAUCAACUCCAUAAAGGUGUUCUCAUAGGGGCCGCCAGCCAGUUUGAAGCUUGUAGAGUCGCACCCUAUGUCAACGUAGGUGCUUUAAGGAUGCCAUUUCAGCAGGAUAGUCAUUGCAACGUGACGCCCUUGUCCUUUCAGGUUCAGGCGCAGCUGCAGCUGGACAGCGCUGUGGCGCACGCGCACCACCACCUGCAUCCGCACCUGGCCGCGCACGCGCCCUACAUGAUGUUCCCAGCGCCGCCCUUCGGACUGCCGCUCGCCACGCUGGCCGCGGAUUCGGCUUCCGCCGCCUCGGUAGUGGCGGCCGCAGCAGCCGCCAAGACCACCAGCAAGAACUCCAGCAUCGCAGAUCUCAGACUUAAAGCCAAAAAGCACGCCGCAGCCUUGGGUCUGUGACGCCAACGCCAGCACCAAUGUCGCGCCUCCUCCGCGGUACUCAGCCUGCACGCCCUCCUCGCCCCGCUGCUUCUCCGUUACCCCUUUCAGACUUCGAGAGCUGGCCCCCUUUCCUCCUCACUGACCGUCCCUUGUUCCCUUUCGCAUCCUGGACUCGGAAAGCCAGACUCCACGCAGGACUAGGGAUCUCAGGAGGCACCCGGGCGCUGUGGCUCCUGCCCGUUUUCCUACCCGAGGGCUUAGAAUUCGGUUUUGUAGGAGCGGGUUUGGGGGAGUCAGGAGAGAGACUGGACAGGGGAGUGCUGGAACCUCGGAGUUUGGCUCACCGCAAAGCCGCAACGAUGGACUCUUGCAUAGAAAAAAAAAAAUCUUGUUAACAAUAAAAAAUGAGCAAACAAAAAAAUUGAAAGACAAACCGGAGAGAAAAAGAGAAAGGGAACUUAUUUCUUAUUACUAUUUGGCAGAAGCUGAAAUUGGAGAACCAAGGAGCAAAAACAAAUUUUAAAAUUAAAGUAUUUUAUACAUUUUAAAAUAUGGAAAAACAACCCAGACGAAUCUCGAGAGAAUGUGGGGGAGUUACCAACUUAAAUGUGUGUUUUUUAAAAUGCGCUAAGAAGGCAAAGCAGAAAGAAGAGGUAUACUUAUUUGAAAAACUAAGAUGAAAAAAGUGCGCAGCUGGGAAGUUCACAGGUUUUGAAACUGACCUUUUUCUGCGAAGUUCAAGUUAAUACGAGAAAUUUGAUAAGAGAGGCGGGCCUCCUUUUACGUUGAAUCAGAUGCUUUGAGUUUAAACCCACCAUGUAUGGGAGAGCAAGAAAA